Messenger RNA from Panicum hallii, 751 nucleotides. RefSeq names its product snakin-2-like. Bases 106 to 444 code for a protein of 112 amino acids. The transcript is spliced from 3 exons. The record is from RefSeq and is a predicted model, not a curated record. NCBI's taxonomy places the organism in Eukaryota, Viridiplantae, Streptophyta, Magnoliopsida, Poales, Poaceae.
UCACUACUGACCAGCCCCGCCAAGCCGCCAAGAAGCAACAGGCUGGAACUGGAAGCCUCUCCACAGCUCUCAAGAAAGCUCUAGUCCAGGCUCCGGCCGGCGUCGAUGGCGCCCAGCAAGCUCGCGGUGGCCGUCGCCUUGGUGGCGACUCUCCUCCUGCUCAGCAACAGCAACAGCAAGGCUGCUCCGGGCGGCGGCUACCCGCCGGCGCCUCCCGUCGGGCCUCCGCCGCACCAGAUCGUCGACCCCGCCAAAGACUGCGGGGGCGCCUGCGACGUGCGGUGCGGCGCGCAAUCGCACAAGAACCGGUGCGCCCGGGCGUGCCUCAAGUGCUGCAGCGUCUGCCGCUGCGUGCCGGCGGGCACGGCCGGCAACCAGGAGACCUGCGGCAAGUGCUACACGGACUGGACCACGCACGGCAACAGGACCAACAAGUGCCCGUGAGAGGCGGCGCACGGCCGGCGGCUGGGGGAUGGCCGGCCGGUGCGGCGUGUUCGGUGUUCCCCGGCCGAGAGCAGCCAGAGAGAGGUUGCCGCCGGCGCACUGCUGGCAAUCUGGCACCGUGUUUUGUACUGUUUAGAUGUAGUCCGUGUGUUCCGUUGUUUCUUUGUUGGGUUCUUUCUGAUGUUGAUGGGUUGUCUGGUUGUGACUCUGCGUUCCUGUGUAAAAAAGAAAACAGAGUGCGAGGCGUUUCUCUAGCUGUAAAAUCCAUCUGGGUUGGUUCCAUGCACCAUUUUUAUAUUUUGUGUGG